This is a messenger RNA of Rhincodon typus (whale shark), 383 nucleotides long. RefSeq names its product DCN1-like protein 4. The coding region runs from base 99 to 380 and encodes 93 amino acids. Lineage: Eukaryota; Metazoa; Chordata; Chondrichthyes; Orectolobiformes; Rhincodontidae. The transcript has 4 exons. The record is from RefSeq and is a predicted model, not a curated record.
UUUUAUUACAGAAUUUGACAGAAGACAUUGGCCAAGACGACCAGCAAACAGGAAAUCUUCGAUCUUGCAGUUGCCCCUCUGACUGCUGUAGCAAGGGCAUGCCACCCAGGAAAAAGAGGAGACCCACAGUAGCAGAUGAUCUGACAGCUAAAAAAAGCAGGCAUGAUGGAAGCAUGUACAAGAAGCAAGACUCAAAUAGGAUGAAGUCUGAAGAGGAAGGUUUCUCCACUAAGCGAUGCUUGGAGUGGUUCUAUGAGUAUGCAGGCAGGCUGACGAGCAGCAAAUGGGACUUAAUCCUAAAAACAUCAUCAAAGAUCCCUCCCACCCGGUUGAUGCUGUCCUACAACCUCUUCCAUUGGGCAGAAGAUACAGAAGCUUGAACA